Molecule: messenger RNA, 1886 nt
Organism: Gadus morhua (Atlantic cod)
Lineage: Eukaryota; Metazoa; Chordata; Actinopteri; Gadiformes; Gadidae
Product: protein Wnt-2b-A
Exons: 5
Coding region: 526-1722 (398 amino acids)
Biological process (GO): cell fate commitment; canonical Wnt signaling pathway; neuron differentiation
Cellular component (GO): extracellular region
Molecular function (GO): frizzled binding; cytokine activity
Source: RefSeq, a predicted model, not a curated record
CCCCCCUACCCCCCUCUCCCCCACUCAUCUCCCACCCCUACUCCCCUCUCUCCCACUCAGAUCCACCCCUCCAACUCUCGCGCGCCUUUUAUCUGCUCCUCCGCCUGUGGUUCCACUGCGCUCUGACCCAUGAGGAGACUCCAGCAUCCUACCGGCGCAACGGAACCGCACGCGCUGUCCCGAGGUGAAAACGUCAACGUUUGGCUUCAAGGAUUAGCUUUUUAUUUUUGUGGAAGGUCAGGACACUUCAGGGUUGAGAUCGUGACUUUUCGGGGUUUUCGGGGUAUUCAGUCUGAACUUCGGAGACACAAAGUGGAUCCCUUGGGUCUCGAGCAUGGCAGCAGGAACGACCUUCCUCAACUUUUGACAGCCGCUGACCUGGAGGCGGACAGCGGGUAUUGAUACCCGGUAUUGAUCAGCCGCUUCACCCCCCUACAUCUGUUACCGUGGGGGUACCUCUGGAUGCGACUCGUUCGCUGCUCCGCAGGAUUUUUUGAAAGUGUUCAGAAGAAAUAGCCCAGAGCAAUGUUUGGUUUGAAUAAGGUGGCGAGCUCUCGGGGAGCCGGGCUCGGGAGCUUACGGUCCUCGGGGGUCCGGUCUGCCCCUAGGGGCAGAGGCAGGGGCAGGAGCGGGAUGUCCUGCGAGGGCUCCGGCGCCAGCACGCGGAUUUACUGCGCGUGCGUCCUGCUGCUGCUGGUGGUGACGCCGCGCGUGGACUCGUCGUGGUGGUACAUCGGAGCCCUGGGCGCCCGGGUGAUCUGUGACAACAUCCCGGGGCUGGUGAACAAGCAGCGGCAGCUGUGCCAGCGGCACCCGGACAUCAUGCAGUCCAUCGGGGAGGGGGCCAAGGAGUGGAUCCGGGAGUGCCAGCACCAGUUCAGACACCACCGCUGGAACUGCAGCACGCUGGACCGCGACCACACCGUGUUCGGACGCGUCAUGCUACGCAGCAGCCGUGAGGCGGCGUUUGUGUACGCGGUGUCCUCGGCGGGCGUGGUGUACGCUCUGACCCGCGCCUGCAGUCAGGGCGAGCUGAAGACCUGCAACUGCGACCCCCACAAGCGCGGUCGGGCCAGCGACGAGCGGGGCGACUUCGACUGGGGCGGCUGCAGCGACAACAUCAACUACGGGAUCAAGUUCGCCAAGGUGUUCAUCGACGCCAAGGAGAGGGCGGUGCGCGACGCCCGGGCGCUCAUGAACCUGCACAACAACCGCUGUGGCCGAGCCGCGGUGAAGCGCUUCAUGAAGCUGGAGUGCAAGUGCCACGGCGUGAGCGGCUCCUGUGCCCUGCGGACCUGCUGGAUGGCCAUGGCGGACUUCAGGAAGACGGGCGACUACCUGAGGAGGAAGUACAACGGCGCCAUCGAGGUGACCAUGAACCAGGACGGCACCGGCUUCACUGUGGCCAACAAGGCCUUCCGCAAGCCCACCAAGAACGACCUGGUCUACUUUGAGAACUCCCCCGAUUACUGUCUGCAGGAUAAGUCGGCAGGUUCUCUUGGCACGGCGGGCCGCGUGUGCAACAAGACGUCGCGCGGCACCGACGGCUGCGAGGUGAUGUGCUGUGGGCGGGGCUACGACACCACGCGGGAGAAGCGCAUCACCAAGUGCGAGUGCAAGUUCAAGUGGUGCUGCGCCGUGGAGUGCAAGGACUGCGAGGAGGCGGUGGACACGCACACCUGCAAGGCCCCCAAGCGGGCCGAGUGGCUGGAGCAGACCUGAGGGCCCACGGCGACCAGGACGAAGAUGAGGAUGAUGAUGGCGACGACGAUGAUGAUGAUGAUGAUGAUGAUGAUGGGGACGAUGAUGAUGAUGAUGAUUGGGUUGAUGAUGAUGAUGAUGAUGAUGAUGAUGGGGACGAUGAUGAUGAUGACGAUGAUGAUGAU